CGUUGGAUGGAGGGAGGAGGUAAGAGACUAGAAGCAGCCGGCAACAACCACUCUCUCACCGGCGUCCACCCAGGAAGGACGACUCUUCCUGUUGCAAUGUUGGCGAGUAACUCCCUGUUUGUGUGUGUGUUGACUCUGACUGCUGCUGUGAGCCAUGGGGGCUACAUAAUCACCACGCCAAGACAGUGGGUGUCAGGAGCUCCUGCCCAGGUAUGUGUCUACGUGGACAACCCUUCUGCUCCAGAAGGUAAGCUGACCUUCGCUGUGACGGCUUAUGACUGGCAACAAGUUGAUGCAGAUCGGAACGUCACCGUUGUUCCGAACACUUCUAUCCUGAUUCCUGGAGGGAAGACUGAGAAGUGCUAUGAAGUCGCAGUGCCAAGUUCGACAUAUUACUACGGUCACCUGCACAUCUUUGGCAGUGUGGCUGGUGUUAACAUCAGUCGUACAGUGAGUAUAUCUUUGAAGAGCUCCAACCAGGUUACCUUCAUCCAGACUGACAAGUACCUCUACGAGCCUGGCGAGAACGUCAAGUUCAGAAUUCUCACAGUGACUGGACCUUAUUUAAACGUCUCUACUGACCAGUAUCCGUUGGUAUGGAUCGAAACUCCUUCGCGCACACGUAUCGCUCAGUGGAAGACAGUUGACAACACUGCCGGCCUCGUCCACCUCGACUUCGACCUCGCUGAUGAACCCGAGAAGGGAUUGUACACUAUCUACGUGGACACUCAAGAGGAGUCACACUCGACCACAAACUUUAAGGUGGAGGACUUUGUGUUGCCUCGCUUUGAAGUGACAUUGAAGCCACCCAGCUACAUCUUGGCCACUGAUGAGUCCUUCACCUUCACAGUGUGUGCCAAUUAUACGUUUGGUCAACCUGUGAAGGGCAACCUCUCGCUAACAGUCAUCAACAAUCAGAGGAAGAAAUGUGAAGUCAGAGUCACUCACAAUGUUACUUUCUCUGGGUGUCGAGAAGUGAAAUUAACUGCCCAGGAGAUGAAGGUGAUCGGCUGUAACGUGUAUAGUCUCCAGGCUUCCGUCAUCGUCACAGAGGAGGGAACUGAUGUAGAGAUGAAACGUGAGGCUUCAGUUUCCAUCACUCGCAAUGCUGUCUCUUUCAAAACUAUCUACGAAGACGAGUACAUGAAGCCAAACCUUCCCUACACCCUCAAGGUGAGAGCUGAGCUGCCAGACGGUUCUGUUGCUGCUGGUGUUCCUGUAGAGGUGUGUGCAGCUGGUCGGUGCAACAACAUGACCACAGCACCAGAUGGUCUCUUCACAAUAGUCUUACCAGACUACACUGCCAGUCGCGUCAUUAUUCUGGCUUUGAACUGCCGCGCGAACAUGCAGCAGUCAGAGUUCUCCAAGGACCUAGACCAUUACUACUCUCCCUCCAACUCAUCACUCUUGAUCCACGCUCCUGAAGGAAAACUAAAGUGUGUGUCCGGGGAAGCUCAGGAGUACAUCCUGCCCGUGCUCUUCUCUGCCACCGGCCAGACCUCUGCAACUUUCAUUGUCCAGGUUGUUUCUCGCGGGAAGAUUCAGCACCAGAGUUCUCAAGAGUAUGAGCUGAGUAGUGGUGAGUUGCCCAUCAGUAAGGAACAUUUAGUGGACCCUCUUCCUCCUCCCCCUGAGAACACCAUCAGAGGAGUAGUCAAUAUUAAGGUCACACUUCCGCCCACAGCAUCUCCUAAGAUCAAGGUGUUGGUGUGGUACACACGAGAGGACGGAGAGGUGGUAGCAGACACCAGAGAGUUGGAGGUAGAGAAGUGUCUGCCUAACAAGGUGGACCUCACCUGGUCUGUUGCUAAAGCACAACCAGGAGCUGCAGCCUCACUGACUCUGUCAUCAGAGCCACACUCUGUGUGUAGCCUGGGUGUGGUAGACAGAAGCACCGAGCUGUUGGCUGUUAACCCUGAUCCCAUAUCACUUGAAGACAUUUUUAACAUUGCUGAAAGUUUCGACGUUUCGCGAUGGCAGAACUCUCAGGUCAACAACUAUCAGUACUGUGAAAACAAGAAACUGAGUGAAAUAGCCAAAGUCGCAGAACGCAUCAUAUAUUUUGAUCGAAGAUAUUCUUAUUACCGACUACGUCGACGUCUGCAGAUGUUUAUUAAGUACUUCGGAAAUAUAUCUUGA
Molecule: messenger RNA, 2139 nt
Organism: Cherax quadricarinatus
Lineage: Eukaryota; Metazoa; Arthropoda; Malacostraca; Decapoda; Parastacidae
Source: RefSeq, a predicted model, not a curated record